This is a messenger RNA of Pyricularia oryzae 70-15, 951 nucleotides long. RefSeq lists its product as uncharacterized. NCBI's taxonomy places the organism in Eukaryota, Fungi, Ascomycota, Sordariomycetes, Magnaporthales, Pyriculariaceae. Bases 361 to 669 code for a protein of 102 amino acids. The transcript is spliced from 3 exons. The record is from RefSeq and is a predicted model, not a curated record.
AGAAUGUUACACUUGUUCCUCGACGAGCUGCUGCUCCUCGUGGGAUCGCACAAAAAAAGAAGAAGAAGCGCCGAAAGGGAUGAAGCUGCCAGAAAUGGUCACAUUUAUGGUCGGAGCUAACAUCUUGAUCGGGUGUGUGAGGGUACUGCCACAAGUUGAUUAAUCUAUGUUAGUCGGCCAAUACCCGACCAAAACAGCUUGUGUUCCUUCCCAUUUCAAGAAAAUAUAAAAACCCCCAAGUCCUUCAAGAUUUUCCCUAGAAUCUUACUCAGGAUUCAAAUUGUCACGAGCAAGUUGUACGCACGCAUUGAAACCUCCUAACUACAAUCCUCGUCGAAUUCAAGACAAAAUCCAAUCACAAUGCUUUACAAACUCGCCGCCGUUGUCCUCGCGUCGAGCUUCGUGUCCACAGCCUCGGCCGCCUUCAACUUCUACUGCCCAGGGGUCAAUGCGACAGGUUUCUAUCCAUCGUGCUGCAGAGGCAUCACUGGCCAGGUUGGGGUGGAUUGUUUCAGUGCCCACCUCAUCGGCGGUUUGCCCAACUUCGAGUGCAACAUCGGGCCCCCAAAUAACCAGCGCGGGUGCUGCCAAUCGAUCAACUACACCAACCCGAACACGGGUUAUAGGCUGAGCCUGUGCACCGACACCACGGCCUACCCCCCAGUAUAACCAUGGUCAGGUUCGCAGGUUGCACUGCAGUCUUGAAUGGAGAAAAAGGGUGGUUGGCGCAGAAAUAUGUGCGCCAAACAUUGCCAACACCUAGACUAGACCAAGACAUCAGAGCCAUUGAGAAGUACAGUGGGAGAUAGGCUGGGAGGAUAGCGAUGAUUAGCCUCGUGAAGAAAAUGAUUACUAAUUUACUAUUGAGAAGUGUGGUCUGGUGCGCGUACUGUUGGAAUUUGCCCUAAUAUAUCGACCAAUUUGAGUUUACUCAACAAUGAUUCAAGUUCC